This is a messenger RNA of Platichthys flesus (European flounder), 1076 nucleotides long. RefSeq names its product stonustoxin subunit beta-like. The coding region runs from base 55 to 765 and encodes 236 amino acids. NCBI's taxonomy places the organism in Eukaryota, Metazoa, Chordata, Actinopteri, Pleuronectiformes, Pleuronectidae. The record is from RefSeq and is a predicted model, not a curated record. The transcript is spliced from 5 exons. Gene Ontology annotation, molecular function: protein binding.
UUUGGAUACAUUUUAUCUUGAAGUGUUGCUUUGGAAGCGAAUAACAACCCAAAGAUGCCGGUCAGACCCAAUACUGCCGUUGUCAACCGCACUGAGACCAUGAAUCCAGGAAAGAAGAUGAAAUCUAAGAAGAAGGAAAAGACAAGUACAGAGAAGGUCGUGGUUUAUGUGCCGGGGAUCCCAGAGCCAACAAACAGAGCUGAGCUCAUGAAAUAUUGGAUUAAUUUGACUUUGGAUGACAAGACCGCCAACAAGAUGUUGUGGAUUUCCGAUAGCGGCCUGAUGGUGCGUCGCAGAACUGAGGAGAUUUGUCCUGUCCUGGAUCGACCAGAGAGAUACGAGUACUCUCCCCAGGUGCUGUGCAAAGAGGGCUUGUUAAACGUGAGGGGUUACUGGGAGGUGGAGUACUCCGGGUGGGUGGUUAUCGGAGCCACCCAUGAAGGAGCUGGAAGGAGAGCGAAUGCUGGGCCGAGCGGGCUGGGAGAGAACGAGGAGUCCUGGGGCCUGUGUUGGUUGGGAACAUGUUACCAGAUCUGGUUCAACAGCGUAUGCAAAGACAUAAAGAAUGUCCCGUUUAGCCCCACGAUCGGCGUUUACAUCGACCAGCCUGCGGGGAUAAUCAACUUUUACACCAUAACUGGAGAGGGGGCGGAGAGGGAGGCGAUGCUGUUGUACAAAGUGAAGACGACCAUCGACAAGAAGAUUCUGCCGGGUUUCUGGAUGGGAGUUCAGUCCACGUGCACGAUGCUGAGGAAAACAGAUUGAACUAAAAAUGAAUGCAUAUGUGUCAAUGAUGUGGUGGCCAGGCGAGCGCCACUUGAGACACAUCUUAUUUAAUCUCUUUAAAUAAUAUGUAACAGGAUUUAAUAGUAUUUAACCUCCAAAUCCAAAAAGCAUCAAUUCUGUUCUGGUUUGGUGGGGUGUAUAUUUAUUGUAUAUUGACUGGUCAUGAUUGACUGAAAACAUAUUUUUCUAUUUUUAUUUACUUGUUGUGCUUUUAUUGUGUAAAUUAUGUCCCGUUAUAAAUAUCAGCAUCGUGAAUAUUAGUGUACUGAUAAUGUUAUUUUUGGUAAGUU